UUGCGGCGAUUUUUUGCAGCAGCACAGUCUGAACAACACCAUUUUCCUUUUGGUUGUUCCUUAAGACCAACACAUCCAAAAUGAAGCCAUUCUAUCUUGCACUGUUGAAAGAAGCAAAGACUUGGUUAUCGCAUGCCACCAUCUCACCAAAGCUGACUUGGUUGCAGAAACAGUAUGUGGGCUCAUUUGGAUCCACUGGUAAAUCUAGCUCCAUGCCAGUUGGAUUUGCAGCAGCAGCAGCUGCUGCUACUUCUGUUGCUGCCGCCGCUGCUGCCGUUGUUGUUGCCUGGCUCCUGGUUUUGGAGAGAAUAGGAAGGCUUGGUCUACAUGAUCUUGCUGCCCUUACAGGAGGACAGGUUAUAACUACAGAACUUGGCAUGAACCUCGAGAAGGUGGAAUUUGAUGUGCUUAGAUCAUGCAAACAGUCACUAUAUGUUACUGUGUCAAAAGAUGAUACUGUAACUCUUGAUGGGGCUGGUGACAAGAAGUCUAUUGAGGAAAGAUGUGAACAGAUUAGGUCAGCAAUUGAAUUGAGCACCUCUGACUAUGACAAGGAGAAGUUGCAAGAAAGAUUGGCUAAGCUGUCUGGUGGUGUUGCUGUUUUGAAAAUUGUAGGAGCUAAUGAAGCUGAAGUUGGUGAGAAAAAGGACAGAGUCACAGAUGCCUUAAAUGCCACGAAGGCUACUGUGGAAGAGGGUAUCGUGCCUGCUAAGUCUUGUAAGUUGUUUUACCCCUUGUAUCCCUCAGAUUUAGAAUUUGAAAGCAUGCUUAAAGGAGUUCUGCCAUGUAGUUGUGGUGUUGCUCUUUUGUUUGCGUCAGAAGAGUUGCACAAGCUGCCUACUGACAACUUUGACCAGGAGAUUGGUGUUCAGAUUAUUCAGAAUGCUCUGAAGUUUUGUAUAACUCUUGUAUUCAGAUCAAAUGGAUCAGAUGCUGCCAAAGGUCAGUGCACAUCUUGUGUUUCUUUUCAUUUAGGUGAAUAUGUUGACAUGGUUAAAGCCGGUAUUAUUGACCCGUUGAAAGUUAUUAGAACUGCCUUGGUUGAUGCUGCAAGUGUAUCAUCAUUGAUGACAACAACCGAAGCUAUUGUAUCGCAGCUCCCGAAGGAUGAGAAGGAAACUCCAGCAAUGGGCGGCAUGGGUGGCAUGGAUUAUUAAGAUUCUUCUCAGUACCAUAACAGUCCAAAUUGCUUGGACAGAAAAACAGAACAUUAGUGUUUUAGUUGAUUUGAGUCUUAAUUUUUUCAAUCACAAGGCAUCCAUGUAAUCAUAACCAGAGAGCAAUUGUAGGUAGUUUUUGCAAUGGAGAACGAAACAUCUCUCAUUAUUGUUGCAAGUUGCUAGGUAAUAGAGUUUGAAACAAGAG
Molecule: messenger RNA, 1365 nt
Organism: Rubroshorea leprosula
Lineage: Eukaryota; Viridiplantae; Streptophyta; Magnoliopsida; Malvales; Dipterocarpaceae
Source: the annotation of a GenBank genome assembly